AUGUUGCUAGAGAUGCGCUGUCAAGUCCAUUCAGAGCUGGCAGUGAUUGAAGAGGAGGAGGGGCACCUUGAGGCUUCUUUGAGUCAGCUCCAGAAAGCCAUGCGGCUGGAUAACGGGACACAACGAGAACGCCUGUCGUCAGCUUUUCACCUCCUACAGCUCAGAGGGACCCUCUACCAAACGCCCUCCCGGACUGAGGAUAAAGCCGCUAUGCUUAUGCAGCAGGCCAGGGACAUGCAGCCGCAAGAUAAGACAGACCGUCGUCCCAUCCUGAUCGCUGUGGGUCUCCUUUUGGCCCCUGAUGAUUUCCAGAUGGUGCUGGAUGCAGACGACACCUCCAAAAUUCCCGUAGGCAGUUUUGGAUCUGGACCAGUGGCACAGCUCUUUGCUAAGGCUCAGCAUCACUCUACAUCUGUUCAAAAGAUGGAUGGACACCUGGCCAGACAAGGAGAUGACAAAGACAACACAGAGAGGGUAAAGUUGUGGGCAACACUGGCAAAAACAGCCAGGAAACAGGAAAUGUGGGAUGUGUGCCGAGCUGCUUGUCGAUUCUGUCUGCUUUACGAUGAUGGGAGGUGGAAGAUUUCCAAGACUGACAAAUGUAGAUGCUCAGAAGAAGAAAGCUGUGCAGAAUGUCACGAUUGCAAUGGAAGUCAAACCUGUGUGAAGGACUUGCUGCGCCUUUUAGCUGAAAUUCACUUCAUCAGUGCUGAGGCCACUGUCCAAAAGCUGCUAACAGAGGGGGUGCAGCUUAACAGCCCUGCUGUACCUGCUGUAGAAACAGAGGUGUGUGUGUCUGAAGAUGAUCCACACUGGGUUGUUUACAGGUGA
Messenger RNA from Micropterus salmoides (largemouth bass), 831 nucleotides. RefSeq names its product cilia- and flagella-associated protein 46-like. The record is from RefSeq and is a predicted model, not a curated record. NCBI's taxonomy places the organism in Eukaryota, Metazoa, Chordata, Actinopteri, Centrarchiformes, Centrarchidae. Bases 1 to 831 code for a protein of 276 amino acids. Gene Ontology annotation, biological process: cilium movement involved in cell motility; axoneme assembly. The transcript is spliced from 6 exons.